UUCACAAAGUCAAUUGACUUAUUUAUCAGUUAGUGCUUACCCACAAUAUUAACGUGCAAGGAUUUAACCGGUCUCUCACAUUUUCAAAAUGUUGACAAUAGACGACGAUUUUCAUCAAUUAAAACUUCCUCCAAAAAUUAGCGACGACUUCAAUAGUCUUGAAUUGAACAUUACGAAUAUUCUCCUGCAAUCAUCAGAAACUGAAGGGGGAAAACUAAAUGUUGCUGAUCCUGAAUAUGAACAGUUUUUGGCUGAUGUUUGGGUCGGAAUCGUAUUGACACUCAUGGUGCUUAGUUGUGUAUGUUUUAUGUGUUCUUGUUUGAUUUAUCACAAGUUUCAGCAGUGGAAAACACGAGUUAUAGAAGCGAGAAACGCUGGCAACAUAGAAACCGGGUUACCGGAAUCGGAACUACCAAGUUACACAAUAGCAUCGGGCCUACCAACAUACGAGGAAGCGUUGCAGCAGCUCCAUCGGGUCAAGGACCCUCCACUUCCUGCCAAAACGGUAGAACUUGCAGACUGGACGCCGCAGACACCUCCGACGCCCGUUACACCCGUUAGUAUGAACGUAGUGAAGUUCUUCCAUGGAUGUACUAACGAUAACGCGGAUUCCGCAAAAGCGACAUGAAGUUCUGACUAUACUUGAACUUGAAAUUUUUUUAUUUUGUGGUUUCGAGCGAAGGAGAUUUAGUCUGAUGGAUUUUUCAAGUCGCCGAGAUUGUGCAGUGGUUUGAAACGGAUACGAUGGAUUGUUUUGCUGUUUUAAAUUUUGCUCUGUCAUGGACUUAAAAUUAGUUUGGAACUGUAAUAUACUUUAAGAACAACGCAAUAAGCAGAAAACAUGAAUUGCUUGAUUAAUAACAAUUAAUUGAACCCGGUUUAAAUAUUUUGUUAGAAAUGUUAUAAAAAAUUCUACAUCUUAUAAUUACGAUGAAAUGAAAAUCAUAACAAUUAAUAUUUUAACACAAGUAAUCAAGCUAUUUAAAUGGGAAUAAGCCAUAACUAAAGGUAGUAUGUUUGUUGACGUUUCAAUUUCCACUUCGGACAAUGAAACGUCAAUAAACAUACCUACUUUAACCUUUAAUAAUUGUGACUUAUUCCCAUUUAAAUAGUAAUUACUUUAGAAUAGUAAUGCCACAAGAAAAUAGUUUCAGAACAAUAGUAAUCAAGCUAUUUAGUUGCUUUGACAUGGAUUGCAUAGAUUCUUUUAAAAUGGAUGCUUUCCGUGUACUUCCGUAUACCGGAUAUUUCCAAUAUAAGAAGUAUUGGGAGGGAAAGAUACUCGACUAUGUUAUUGUUAAACGUAGUUUACACGUCGUGUUUACUUCUCUUACUAAGAUAUUUUCGGAUACUUUUGAUGCGCAUCAAGUGGCAUGCCGAUUGUAGAAUUUUCAAAGUCAUUCCGAGUUUUGACAAAGUGUACCCAUUAAUUAUAACAUGAUACCUCAAUAUCAUCGAACGUCAUAGCAGCAUAAAAAAAGUACAGUAGUACCACAAAAUAAUAAAACAAUGAGAAUUUUCUUUAUUGUAUAGCUGGAUUUUCACAGAUCCGAUGACACGAAAUACGAAAUUUUUUCGUACGAAUAUAUUUGAUUGUCGCAUCCGAAAUUUUUUGACAUAUAAGUAUGUCAAAUAUAUGUGUUAUGUGUAAGAUUAUUGGAUCGAUUGAUAUUUAUUUCAAUGAACUAUCA
Messenger RNA from Diabrotica balteata, 1691 nucleotides. The record is from the annotation of a GenBank genome assembly. NCBI's taxonomy places the organism in Eukaryota, Metazoa, Arthropoda, Insecta, Coleoptera, Chrysomelidae.